AGCAGCUCCCUGGACCUUGUCAUAGACACUUGGARGAAGGAACAAUAAUGCAAUUUCUCAUUUUGGCUCUUGUACUUUCGGCCUGUUUCCUACAAAUAGCAGAUGCCCAGCCAACCAACUUGACAGUACAAUUGUCCAUCUUUUCUGGUCGUCGUGAUCCUCAGUGGAACGUGACUCCUUCGACUCCAAACUACGCUAACAUUAUGAAAGCCUACAAUCACGCUAAGAAUGCUGGGACACUACAGUCCUAUGGUCAAAUCCAAUCCAAGCUGGGAUACCGAGGAUUCGUCAUCAGUGAAGAUGGAAACACGAGAGAUAUCAAAACGUUGAAAUUAGUGGUUGGGUCAGAAACGAAGCGUCUGCAGAUGCUUUUGCUUGAAAGUGUUCCUAAAAGAUGGCUAAGUCCAUUUCUUACGAACRUCAUCAAAAAAUCUAUCGGCCAAGAAGYUCAGCAAACCAUCUUAAAUGUGAAAUUGCCCAUCUUCUCUGGACGUCGCGAYCCUCAGUGGAGAGUGACACCAUCGACUUCCAACUACGUCAACAUCAUCAAAGCCUACAAGCACGCUAAGAAUGCUGGGAUGCUUUUGCCUUUUGGCCAAAUCCAAUCCAAACUGGGAUACCGAGGGUUUGUCAUCAGUGAAGAUGUCAAAACGUUGAAAUUAGUGGCUGGGAGAAAAACGAAGCGUUUGCAGAUGCUUUUGCUCAAGAGUGCUCCYAAGACGGWGAUAUCAGGUCGAAUYAUUAAGAGCAUUUGUAGAUCUAUCAGGAAGCAGUCGUGAAUCAAACACGACGAAAAAUAAAGCCGACAAUUUUUUACUACUCCCAACAUGUGAUUAAAAACGUCUUUUGCAUUAUA
Messenger RNA from Exaiptasia diaphana, 856 nucleotides. RefSeq lists its product as uncharacterized. The coding region runs from base 48 to 779 and encodes 243 amino acids. Lineage: Eukaryota; Metazoa; Cnidaria; Anthozoa; Actiniaria; Aiptasiidae. The record is from RefSeq and is a predicted model, not a curated record. The transcript is spliced from 4 exons.